AAGCCAAAUUAGAUGGUUAUGAGCAUUGGGUAAUGUCAGUUUGUUUCUCUCCUGAUGGAAAUAUAUUAGCUUCUGGUAGUAGUGAUAACUCUAUCCGUCUAUGGGAUGUCAAAACAGGAUAAGAAAAAUUCUAAUUAGAUGGUCAUGAUGAUUGUAUUAACUCAGUCUGUUUCUCUCCUGAUGGUAAUACAUUAGCUUCUGGUAGUGUAGAUAACUCUAUCCGUCUAUGGGAUGUAAAGACAGGAUAAGAAAUUAAAUCCUCUGAUAAAAACCACAAAGAUAUUCUUGCAUAAUUUAAGAUUCCACUUUAGAGUAACUCAUUAUUACCAAAUGGUAUUUGUUAUUUAUUAUUUUUUAGUUAAGCCAGAUCGUACAAUACUUAGGAUUUGUUAGAAUCCAUUAUUAGAAGCAAGAGGCACACUUAUAUUGUAAGGAGAAUUUAUGAACCAUUAAGGAAAAGAUUUAAAACCUUUAUUCAAAUCUAAAGGAACUUGCUUUUUGGAAGACCUUAAGUAAAAGUGA
Molecule: messenger RNA, 522 nt
Organism: Paramecium primaurelia
Lineage: Eukaryota; Ciliophora; Oligohymenophorea; Peniculida; Parameciidae
Source: the annotation of a GenBank genome assembly